Molecule: messenger RNA, 1221 nt
Organism: Candida albicans SC5314
Lineage: Eukaryota; Fungi; Ascomycota; Pichiomycetes; Serinales; Debaryomycetaceae
Gene: CDR3
Product: Cdr3p
Exons: 1
Coding region: 1-1221 (406 amino acids)
Cellular component (GO): membrane
Molecular function (GO): ABC-type transporter activity
Source: RefSeq, a predicted model, not a curated record
AUGUUGGGUGUUAUUGGUGCUGCUCCUGGUACACAAGCAAAUCAAGAUUAUUUUGAAACUUGGAGAAACUCACCAGAAUACCGGGCUGUACAAAAUGAAUUGCAUCGUUUGGAAGAAAUGCCAGGUUUAGCAAGUGGAGAAAAGGAACCAGAUACCAACCAAGCAUAUGCUGCAUCAUUCUGGAAACAAUAUAUCUUUGUUGUUCAUAGAUUGUUUCAACAAUACUGGCGUACACCAUCAUAUAUUUAUUCUAAGUUUGCCAUGGCUGUGUUGUGUUCCUUGUUUAAUGGAUUCACAUACUAUAAAUCACAAAAUUCCAUGCAAGGUUUGAAAAAUCAAAUGCUUUCGAUAUUUUCCAUGUUUGUUGUGUUGACUACAUUAGCACAACAAUAUGUUCCAUUGUUUGUUACUCAAAGAGAUUUAUAUGAAGCAAGAGAAAGACCAUCCAAGACAUUUUCGUGGUUGGCAUUUAUUGCAGCACAAAUCACUGCAGAAAUACCUUAUCAGGUUUUAGCAGCCACAAUAUCAUUCUUUUCUUGGUAUUAUCCUGUUGGGUUGUAUCGUAACGCUGUAUAUUCCGGUGCAGUAACCCAUCGUGGUGUAUUGAUGUGGUUAAUCAUGACUUUGAUGUUUAUUUACAGUUCGACAUUAGCGCAAUUUUGUAUCUCAUGGAAUCAAUUAGCCGACUAUGCAGCCAAUUGGAUUUCAUUGUUAUUGACAAUUUCCAUGAUAUUUUGUGGUGUCAUUGCCACAAAAGACAGUAUGCCAAAAUUCUGGGUUUUCCUUUAUCGUUGUACUCCAUUGACUUAUUUAACAUCAGCUAUGAUGUCAAUUGGAUUGGGAGAUUCGUUCGUUAAAUGUGCACCAACGGAAAUUUUGACUUUCCCACCACAAACCCCUGGAGUUCAAAAAUGUCAGGAUUAUAUGGGAGCCUAUAUUAGUAUUGCUGGUGGUUAUUUAUUGAAUCCUGAAGCCACUGAUAACUGUAAAUUUUGUAUCAUGGAUAAGACUAACCAAUUUUUGGAUUUUAUGAAUAUUUCCAUUCAUAAUUUUGGUAGAGAUACUGGUAUUUUCAUUGUGUUUAUUGUCUUUAAUAUGGCUGCUACAGUAUUUUCUUAUUGGUUGUUCAGAGUUCCAAAAGGUAAUAGAGAAAAGGGAAGCUUUUUCGAUAAAUUGCCAUUCUUGAAUGGUGGUGGUGACACCAAUCAUGAAAACGUUUAA